UAAACACGUCAGUAUGCGCAUUUCAUGUUAGUGAAACGGUCUGCGACUCAUGAGCCUUCGUCGUCCAAUCAACAAUCGGCUGUUUCGUAUGUGUUUGUGCGUUCUGUUUGUUUCCUUGCGAUAUGCGAUGCUUUUUAUUUGAUCCCUAUCCGAUGCGAGAAUCCGAGAACAGUGUUUUAUGAUCUCCGACUAUCUAAUCAAAACGUAUUUUAGUGCAGUGCAGUGUUUUUUGUGUACAGUUUUUUUCCGAAACUACAAAAAGAUAACCAAAAACUGAAGCCGGUUUUCUACCUGUCAUCCUAUUUAAACAUCACAUCAGCUGAUUCACUUUUUGUUUACAUCUAAAGAAAAGAGAGACUCUAUAAGAUGAAAACGCUUUAGAGAAAAAAAUGUGCACCAAUAAACAAAAAAUUAGACGGUUGCACCCUUUAAAAACAACCAAGAAGUUAUAAGAUCAGUUCCAGUUCAUUAUUGGUUUCCUAGGAUUGUAGGUUAGGUAGGGUAGGACAGUGUUGUGUUGUGUUGUGCAAACAUAAACAAUGUUGUGCCUCAAAAAAGGCUACAGGGAUGAGCUGCUCCAGCUUGCUCUUAUUAUCAGUUUACUCAGGGUAAAUCAAGAUUCACUAUUUGAUUAUGAUAUGCUUGAUGGUGCCGACGAUCUUGAUUAUAACAAUGGCACUACAUGGCGAAGUUCAAUUACACCUACAGUACUUAGAAGUCACUAUGUUAAUCCAAAGAGCCUAGACGCAGUUUUACUCAAUUACGAACGAGAAUUAUUUGAUGAUUUGAAUUCUCUGGGAAGAUAUAAUAGAGGCGGUUUCAGACACCCUGAGGUACAUACCUAUCUACUAAACAUCGAACGAAGUGCUGUUGCAGCUCCCAAUCCUGAUGAUUUAAUACCACCUGCUGCUCAGAAUCUUGCUCAUAAUGCUACAGAGGAAAUUCUUCAAGAUGAUCUCACACCGACAAGCUCACCCUCUGACAACAUGGAACUCAGUCAAGAGGACAUGGAUCUUAUCGAGGUUCUGUGGAAGCAGGACGUGGAUUUGGGGUUCUCCUUGGAGCUUGCCAAACAAGAAGAACAGCUGAAAGAGAAAUCCAAAUUAGCAAAUGACAUUUUCAAAGAUGGCGCCGACCCGUCCACUUCUUUGCUGCUUGAAGAAGAUGGAAAAGACUUCGAAGGAACUAACGACAAAGAAAUUAAAGAAGAAAAGGCAGAGAAUGAAGCUCCCGAGGAGGACAUAUGGGCAGGGGUUGACUAUACCAUCGAUACCGAAACUGGAGAGUAUGUAAUAAAAGAAGAACUAGGAGGGACAAAUGCUUCAUGCGGCUUAGACGACCUCGCCCUACCCCUGCCAGAGUUUCUCCUCGAUGAAGCUCUACGUUUGGUCGAACUUGAUGAUGAAAACUCUCAAGAGAACGAUACCUCAGGACUACUAGCAGGUCUUGAAGGUCUCGAAAACAGCACCAAAAAGGCGGCUAGCCCAUCAUCAACAUCGAUAAACACUAGCAGUGACUUAGGGGAAGAUUUUGAUAUAUUUGCCGACAUGAUUCAAACGCCGCAGUUCCAUCACCCCCACCAUAGGGCUGCAUUUCAAAGUCGCAUGCCCUUUGUUCGCACUGUCAGCAUGGAGCAGCGCUGGCAGGACCUGGCAAAUUUAUUGAGCCUCCCUAAUCCCGGAGAGAUACACCCCUUCGGUGCUCACCACGCCCUUCCUAAUUACGGACACCCCCAUGCGCACGCACACGCCGCUGCUGCCUAUGAUGCCAGGGGCGUACUUUUGCAUAAUGCCACUCUACCCACCCCUAUGGGAGAUUUGAACAGUACUUCACCUUAUGGAAAUUUAGGUGGUACCAUUAGUAACGCAGUAGCCACAUCAAUGAAUCUUACUAAUAGCAGCGAACCAAUGGGAGAACCUAGUUCAGCUCAUCACUACAAAAUGGAAUCAUCCAAUGAUAUGAUGUAUUAUCAGAACGGUUCCGAAUUCGCCAACAAUCAAACUGAUGGAUUCUUAUCCAAUCUACUAAAUGAUGAAGACUUGCAGCUUAUGGAUAUGGCAAUGAACGAAGGGAUGUACACGAUGCGGAUGCUGGAAAGCAACAAUGCUGUGAGCAAUUUGAGUAUGAACAGCACAGGAAGUACAACAGUAAUGUCCAGACACGAUAUGGACCGCGUGGAUACAUCUAGUGAUAGCGCUGUCAGCUCAAUGGGCUCCGAAAGGGUCCCAUCCCUCUCCGAUGGAGAAUGGUGCGAUGCCGGUUCCGACUCUGGACACACAACCCAAUCACAGGAUUAUCAAAACAAAUACCGCCCGUUUGGUUACAGCUACCCUAAUAGAUUGUCAGAAAAUGCUCGUAUGCCUCCGGUACCCCAAAAAAAGCAUUUGAUGUAUGGAAAAAGAUUCCAUUCUUCUGGAUUUUCUGAAUACAGAGACACUACUGCUAAUUCGUUCCAACCACAAAACGUAAACCGAGAAAAAGUACCAGAAAUCAAGUACUCCUGCUCUGCAGAAUUCACCCAUUUGCCUAGAACCCCAGAGAGUCAUGUUCAACAUAACCAUAGCUAUCACUUGCCUGCUGAAAAUUCCGGUGUCAUGCAAAGACCAGUUUCCAGAGAUAAGGGCAAAUCACGCAAAUCAGAAGAAUCAGAACAUUUGACUCGAGACGAAAAACGUGCGAGAGCAUUAAACAUUCCCAUUACUGUUGAUGACAUUAUUAAUCUUCCCAUGGACGAAUUCAACGAACGACUUUCCAAAUAUGACCUUAGCGAGGCUCAGCUUAGCCUCAUUAGAGAUAUUAGGAGAAGGGGCAAAAACAAGGUUGCUGCACAAAAUUGCAGAAAAAGAAAAUUGGACCAAAUUCUCAGUUUAGCCGAUGAAGUCAAGGAGAUGAGAGAUAGAAAAAUUGCCCUUCUUAAUGAACAUAAAUAUUCUAUUGCUGAGAUGAAACGUAUGAAGGAUAAAUAUCAACAACUGUAUAGACACGUCUUUCAGAAUUUACGUGACCCUGAUGGUAACCAGUACUCGCCAUACCAAUACAGCCUCCAAACAGCAGCAGAUGGAUCAAUUUUGAUGGUAAGGCGAUCAAACAGCACCAUGAGCACCAACGAACGAAAAGAGCCACCACAAAAAGACUAAAAAGAAAACGUUAAAUUUAGUACAUCGCUUAGAUUUCUUAAGAAAAAAAAUUCGUAACAGUAAAUUUUCUGGAUAUCUGCUUUUUUGGGAAUUUAUUAAACAGAGACUAUAGACCGCUGAGGCAUAAUUGUAUAAAAAGAAUUAUCGUUGGGUUUGUUCAUAGAUUUUUGGGUAUUUGAUUUUUAUUAGGGAUUCUCUCAAAACUCAGGCAUGAUUGUACUAAAAUAAUUAACUUUUCAAGCACGAUUGUCAAGCUUGCAGUCAGUUACGUGUGUAGUGACCAUAAUGGGUACAUUCAGGCCAUGCCAAAUACUUAGUUCCGCCAACCAGGACUUGUUUCAAUUAGCGCCUCCGAUUGUUUGGAAUGUGUGGGUGAUUAACAGGCCAUCAAAAAUCACAAAAAUUGUAGACCGAACCUCAUUGAUUUUAUCGUUUAGUACAAUUGAUUAUACUAUAGUAUACAAAUUUCGAGGUUUGUUUCUUAAUACAGACAGGACCAGGGUACUAGUAACAUAGGCUGCAAUGGGACCAGUUGACUGAUACCCAUUUCACUGUAGAAACGUCAUGGUAGAUCAUUGAUCGUCCCUGCGUGUAUUUAAAUUUAAAAAAAAAAAUUUAAAAAAAAAAAACAGCGCCACCUCGAUUCGCCUAAACUGAUUACUUAAACAAGCCUAUGUGUCUUGUAGCUUGGUCCGGUAUGUAGGUAGAAACGCAACAAGUUAUCACAUGCUGUCGAACAACUUUUAAGCAGCGCUCUAUUCAGCUUGGCUUCUCACUAAGCAGUCUUCGCCGCUGAGACUUUCUGAAUAUACCCAUUAUGUCACUGUUGGCCACUUAUACUAUAAAUUUUUAUAAAACUUCAUAUACAAAUUUUUAGGAACGUGCCCUGCGAUGUUAAAAUUGAAUUGGUUAGAUAAUUCCAAUCACCAUUGCUGUUACAAAAAAAAAAGCAUUUAUUUUCUUGUAUUUUUUUUAAGUCGAAAGAUGCAAAAUGAUAUAUUUUUAUAUAAACAAAAUCAGGUGAUUUGAAAUGCCUUUUCGUAAAAUUUGUAAAUAUAUUGAUUAAGUAUAAAUAACUAAACGGUGUGGUUGACUGAAAUAUGCUUUUAGGUGCAAUAAUGCAUUAUCAAUAAUUGUCCACUUUUCUAUGUAAUUUCUACAUGAUAUAGAAGGUAUGCUCACGCUCUGAAGGUAAACGCAUCGCCAAUGGGAGUCUGUCUCCACUUCUGCCAUCCGAACACCUUUACACCUGUUUGGCGACAAAUUACGAUUAUUACACAUUAUCGUUUAGUAGGUAUAUUGUAUUUGCUCUAGAUAAUUUGGAGAUAAAAAAAAUAGUAUGGUGGCAUUUGGAGGAUGCGCAAACUCAUACCAAGCUCUUCACUCAUCUGAGUAUACUUUAUAUAAGUAUUUUAUACUUUUUUAUUUUGGACAUUUGAGUACGCAUAAACAUCAUAAGUAUCGUAAAAGAUACUUAUAUUGAUUUUAAAUUAAAGGAGGCUUAAAACAUUGUGUAGUUGAAAAAACUGGCAAAAGUUACUUUCAAUAAAUCUGCAUAUUGGCAUGUCCUUUUAUAUGGUCAUGUCAUACUAAAGGUUGAUUCAAAAGCACUCCAGUUUCAAACUUCAUGCCAUUUUUUUUUGUUGUUUCUUGGUUACCAUCACUUUUUGUUAUAAGGUGGUCAUCUGUUGACCUUCCGAUUUCAUUCUGUUUGUAGUGUUACUCAUUGAAGCAUGCUUUUUGAGUCACCCUUUAUGACAGUGGCGUGCAAUGAAAUAAUUUGUGUCUCAAUAAUGAAGAUUUAAAAAAAUAUCUAUUGCACAUGGUAUCAAUCCUUCCAUAUCACGUCACUAUAUGAAAAGUUAAUUUUCUUUUCGGCCUUCUCGAUAAACUUUCUUUCUAGUUUAUGGCGAAGCUCGCCAUAACAACCUAGGCCGGCUAUAUUAUAUUAUGUAUGUAUAAGUUUAGUAUAUAGUUUAUUGUGUAAAAUGUGGAUUGGUGGAAUAAAUUUAAGCAGCCUUGUGAUUUUCAAAAACCUGUCGGAAUGGACAGUUUCGUUCACCCUAAAAUGAAAAACCGUACUUUAUGAAAAUAAAUUAAUAUGAAAUAUUAAUUAAUUUUUGCAGAAUCAGUAGAUUAAUUUUUAUGAAAAACUUAGUUUUUGUAUAUUGUAAUUGUAGACCUAUAUUAUCUAGUUAAACCACCAACACUAUUGUGUCUAAACACUGGAAAAAGAUAAAUCUUGCAUUUUAUUUGAAAAGAAAAAAUGAAAAAUCAAUGAAGUCACAAAUAAUAUACAAUAGCAAAAUAAUAGCUUGAUGGAAGGUUUAACUACAUAUAUAUGUAUAUGAAAUUAACUUGUGAAUGUCUAUAGAAUAGUUAUUGGGAUUGUUAGCUUACAAGGCAAUGGUUUUUUUGGGCAAUCUGUGUAAUUGCUUAAUAUUACGACAUAUUUGUAAUGCUUUUAGUAUCAUACUUUUACUAUAUAGAUAGUCACCUAACGUAAACUUGACAUAGUUUUUAUGCUUCGUAAUCAUUCUGGAUAACCAAUACUUGGCAAAUUUGGCACCGAUAUAUGAAUUGUUCUUAAUUUUCGGUUUUAUUUCUACUAUUUUUUUUUAUUCGGUACCAAAACGCACAGCGAUCUCUUAUUAUAUUAUAUACAUUUUUUUUUUGGGAAAAAAUAUUUUUAUUUUGAGCAAAAUUUCUGAAGAUUGCUUAGGGUAGGUUUAUUUUCAUCAACUUAUGUUUUGUAUAUAAAAUUCAAAAAAUAUAGAAAUUUAAAACAUAUUAUUAUACCACCAUUU
Ceutorhynchus assimilis (cabbage seed weevil) is the source of this 5944-nucleotide messenger RNA. NCBI's taxonomy places the organism in Eukaryota, Metazoa, Arthropoda, Insecta, Coleoptera, Curculionidae. The record is from the annotation of a GenBank genome assembly.